CACUAAGCUCUCCUCAAGUCAACCGUCGAAUGGGAGGGCGGUAUGGGAAAUGGAGGCCUAAGCGAGGGCGGCCGGGGAACCGAAUUGGCUUCUGGAUGGCAGAGCCGCCAGCUUGAGAGGUGUCAUGCAUAACUCCAGUUUUAAGUGAAUCAAGAAAGAUUAAUGGACGCUAUGAAGAUACCAAAACUGUUCUACGCUUUUGCAGUUUUUACAUGUGCUGCUAUUUAUGCGGUAUAUGUAAAAUGGCAUUUGGACUUUAAAACAAAAGCUGCCGUCAAUGAUUUGGAAAACUUACUCAAAAGUGAAACGUCAAGAACAGAUCAGGAAGUUCUUUAUGGAAUCAUGUUUGAUGCUGGAAGCACUGGGACUCGAAUACACAUAUUCAAAUUCACACAAAAACCAAAAGAAAUUCCUAAAUUAAUCCAUACCACAUUCAGAGCACUAAAGCCAGGACUUUCUGCAUAUGCUGACAGUGUUGAUAAGAGUGUUCAAGGAAUAAAUGAGCUACUGACAGUUGCUAAAGAAGAUGUUCCUCUGGAAUUGUGGAAGUCCACUCCUUUGGUCCUUAAAGCAACAGCUGGCUUAAGACUGCUGCCAAAAGAAAAGGCACAGAAAUUGUUGGAUAAGGUCAAGGACAUCUUUCAAGAAUCUCCGUUCCUUGUAAGGAGUGACUGUGUCUCUGUCAUGGAUGGAACAGAUGAAGGUAUUUCAGCAUGGAUCACUGUCAACUUCUUAACAGAUAGCUUGAAUGCUCCAAGAAAGAGAUGUGUAGGAAUGCUGGAUUUAGGAGGAGGCUCAACUCAGAUCACAUUUCUCCCAAGCAAUAAGACGGCUCUGGAGAGCUCCCCUGCUGGUCACAUCACUUCAUUUCAGAUGUUUAACACCACAUACCAACUGUAUUCACACAGUUACUUGGGACUUGGGUUAAUGUCGGCAAGGCUGGCGAUUUUAGGAGGAGUUGAAGGUCAAGCCUUAAAGGAAGGUGAAGAUCUUACAAGUUCCUGCUUAUCGCCUGGUUUCCAGGGUGAAUGGGAGCAUGCCAAGAUAAUGUACAAAAUUAAAGGGCAGAAGGCAGGAAAACCUCUCUUCGAAUCAUGUUCCAAUGAAAUAGCAAAACUGAUCAGCACAAAGGUUCAUAGGACAGAUGAAGUAAAGAAUUUGGAUUUUUAUGCUUUUUCCUACUAUUACGAUUUGGCAGUGGAUGCUGGCUUAAUAGAAUUUCUACCGUGUUUGCCAUCAGGGAUUUGGUCAGCCUUGCUGUCACAGCUUUUCAAUGAUAGGCAGCUUGAGGAAGGUUUCCUCCCCUUCCAGCUGUCCAGCAUCACCUGAUCCUUCAAUCAAGUGCUGACUCUACCUCCAGGAGGAGCUAACUCUUUCUUGCAUGCUUCACUCCUCCGCUGACCAGGAGGAAACUUCACAGCAAGCCAAACCUACAGUCUCUAUGAGAAAAGCACAUCAUCCUCAGGCAGGCUUUUUGCCUUUCCAGCAAGCAUUCUGAACCUAGUCUCAGAAACAAAUGUGACUUUUAUAUUGCAGUGUAUGCGUGCACAUUUGGGGGAAUUGCUUUUCUUAACUGUACAGUAUAGAAACUAACAAAUGGUGUCUUAAAAAAAUAUUUUGCUUUGUCCAACUUUACCAGUAGGCAUUGAGAUUUAUCUUCUGAAACUCAGCAUUUCUGUUCUUCAUAGUCUGUACCAUACUGGGUUAUUUGGGCGGUGUUCUGGGGGUUUUAAGGCCUUUCCCACAAUCUGAAGCCAGUUGGUGUCUCACUUGCUAGCAGCACACUGAAUUCUUAGUGCUGAAACUGAGUUGAUUUUUAAAUGAAAGGUUAAGAGCAAAAGGAAGGCGGUUACAAUGGCAAGUUGGUGUCUCUCUGCUGGAAGGUGAGUUUUGUCAUGAUGGAAACCCCAGUUGUGACCCAACCGUCGGUUGUCCUACCAAUGAUAGCAAGGAGCCCCCAAACCCGUCUUUCUUAAAAAUCUCAUUUACUUGAAAAUAUUGAAACCAGCCUGUGACCAUUCUUGCUAUUUCUUCCUUUUUUCCAAUCUUAUAGAACCUUCUUUGAAUUCAAGAAGAUCUCUCUAUAUUCCCCAGUUCUUUUCCAUAGUUUUUUUUUACAGCAGCUGCCUCCAUUGGGGAUAUCCAGCAUGGAGUCUUACUUCUAGGAGAUCCUUAUACCUGGCUUACUCAGACACUAUACAGACUCUUUCUGAUCACAUUAGAGAAUCCCUUGUGCACUUCAGCUUUAUCAUAAUACAGAUAACAUUGGCACCCAUACACUAGAUCAAAUCCUUUUAAGUCCAAGAUACCCGCAUCUUUCAAAUCCAUCCACUCCUUCAUCCAGCCCAGACAGGCUGCCUCAUAAUACAUUUUUAGGUCCAGCAGGGCAAACCCCCCUCUGUGCCAAUUAAAAUUUUGUAUUUAACCCCAGGUUUUUUCUCUUGCCAGACAAAAUGUUAUAUCUUUUUUCCAUUGUUUAAAGCAGUUGAUCUUUCUGAUCACAAGCAGGGAUUGAAAUCGGAAUAUCAUUUUUGAUAACACAUUCAUUUUUAUUGCAAAGAUUCUUCCUAACUAUGCGAGGUUAAUCCAGUUCCAUUUCUCCAUGUCUUUCUUAACUUCAAUACAAGUUUUAUUAUACUUGUCUUGGAUGACAAGCUAUACCCCCAGAUAUUUGACUUUCUUUUGAACAUGGAUAACAGAAAACGGGGCUACAGCUUAAGGGUGAAACUGCACAUUAUGAACCAUGUUUGAUUUGAAUAAUAAUAAGACGACGCAUGAGGAGAGGGGGACUUAUUUUUAUUCGGAUUGUGGUGUACAGGAAAAAGGAGUUUAGCCUUUUCCUUCCCCACCACAAUUCCAGUUAAAAACUGCCUUUCCUCCCUGCCACAAUCUGCAGGGGAACUUUCCCCUCUGGGCUAAAAGGGGUGGGUGGAGGUGCAGUUUUAGUCUGCAGAGGAAGAAAAAGUUAAACUUCUGCUCCCCUGCAUACUGCAGUCCUUUAAAAAAUUGCACAAAAAUUGUACAGUUACUUAAAAAAAACCUGACUUGGUUCCUAAUGAUGUAUCUAGUGUACAUCUGAUAUCCUGUUCAUGUAUACUUAAUGCAGCACUUCAUUUUAAGGCUGUGAAGGGUCUGGUCUAGGAGCCACUGUAGCUAACGGAAUGUUAAUAUUUUAAGCACCAACUCUUAGGUUGGAAAACAAAUCGAAUGCAAAAAACUCUUCCAGUUGUUUGAUUGUCCUUGGCUUGUCUGUUGAAGUAGCAUGUGUGCAAAUGAAUUUUGGAUAUUCAAAUUUUUUUACUGUCAAUUAAAAAAAUGCAAGUGAACAUCUGUACUGUUCUAAUUCAUGGAGGUGAAUAAUGAGUUACACAGCAUGUUAUACUGCCAUUUUCGAUUAUCUUCUAGCUGGUGACAGUACUGGUGAGGGACCUCUGUUGGCUCAACAGAGACCAUCUUACCACCUUCUCAGAACAGUCUCAUGCAAUGGUCCUGGAACCUGGGUUUACUUAUUUUUUUCCUUUUUCCUUACCGUUCUUCCCCUACCCCUUUGUAUUGUGUCUAUUGAAUUGCACACCUUUAUUUUAAAGUGCGAACCACCUUGAGUACAUUUGCAAUAAGGUAUCUUGCCUUUCCACAGGGGAACAUUUGUGCAGUUAUCCCAAGUACAGGCCUAUGAUAUAGGCAAAGCUGAGAGAGAAUAAGGAGAGACUUGUCGAUGGUUACCCAUUCCUCACCAAGACUAACACUUAGUAAUCUGCCCUCUACUGGCUCUUGGGUUUGACUUCCACAGAACAGAACUUAUACUUCAUGGGCUGUGUGCACACCAUACAUUUAAAGUGUGUAACUUCCCCCAAAGAAUUCUGUCAACCAUGGUUUGUUGUGGGUGCUGGGAAUUGUAGCCCUGUGAAUGAUAAACUACAAUUCCCAGGAUUCUUGGGGGGAGCCAUGCACUUGUAAGUGCAUGGUGCACAUGCAGCCAGUUUGCAUGCAUGCAUAGUAUGCAAAUACAGUACAGCUUUGUGUAUGUACAAAAUAUCAGUAUAUACUAUAGGUAAAAGCAUUCCAGUA
Molecule: messenger RNA, 4068 nt
Organism: Zootoca vivipara (common lizard)
Lineage: Eukaryota; Metazoa; Chordata; Lepidosauria; Squamata; Lacertidae
Source: RefSeq, a predicted model, not a curated record